Vitrella brassicaformis is the source of this 1094-nucleotide messenger RNA. The record is from the annotation of a GenBank genome assembly. Lineage: Eukaryota; Vitrellaceae.
GGAAGCAACACGGACAUAGGAACACGCGGACACAACGGAUGACACGUAACAGAUCAGGCCAUGAUCAGUCCUCGAGGGCCUUCUGCCUGAUCUCCUCCGUGACCUGACACGCACAAAUGCGCACAGCGGACACAGACACAUCUGGACUGCCGGUUAAACUUUCUGCGGCGCUUUUCCAUUCGUGUGUGGUGGUUCUCUGACCAUUUCUCCAUCAAUCGUCUUGACAUUUGGCACCCUCUUCAACACCAGUGGUUUGGCCUCAUCCUGCCACACACGGAGAUAGACAGACACACAUCUUUGGUCCAGUCGAUUGGCGUCUCUCUCUCUCUCUCUCUCUCCCCCUCAUGUCUCUCUCUCACCCUUGUGAGUCCGUCAUAGAUGGGGUUGCCGACAAAAAGGACAUUGGUGAUCUCGGGAAGAGACGCCUGCACGCAUCGCACACCAAACCACCCAGAGAGAAUGCACCAUCGGCCACCGACAAGGGAGGGAGACGCCGUCUCUUUCUGUUACGUGGCCGCUGGGCUGACCAGUUUUUCGAGUUCCUCGAAGCUCUUGAUUUUGUUGUUGCUCAUAAAGAGGACCUGCAGCUUGACGCAAGGCUGCAGCCCGUCGAGCUUCUCAAUCUGGUUGUAGGAUAUCCACAGCUCCCUCAGCGUCUGCCCCACCUCCUCAAGCCCCUGGAUCUUCUUGAUCAUAUUCCGUCCCAAAGACAGUAUCUCCAGGCUCUCUGCACAUGACACAAACAACAACACACAACGGCACAAUUACACAGGCAGAAACACCAGGGGCUCCCGCCGUCCAUGCGCCUCCUCUGCCCAUCUUCUGCCCCGUUCUUCUUUUCGUUCUUAUGCGCUCACUUAGUCCGGGCAGGUUGAUCAUCCUGUCGAUGGCAUUAGUGGAUAGGCUGAGAUGCUUGCAGACCGCCAGGCUGUUGAGUGCGUUGUCCAUCUUGUCGACGGGAGGGAUCAUGCACGUGAGCUUCACGGCCUCCGCCUCUGCGGCCGUCUUUCCCUCAUUCUUCUCCUCCCACAACUGAAUCGCCUUCGCACAACUCGUGCCCUUCGACAUCGCCGCGGAAAAGGGGAGAAAUGCAC